AUCCAAUAAUAGGUAUACUCUCUCUCUCUCUCUCUCAAGUUUCUUCCUUUUGUGCUAUGUAUUAGAAAGAAAAGAAAUCCAAGGGGAGGAGGCAUCUCAGGAAAAAGGGUAUAGCAGGCUAGCAGCAGCCAUAGAGAGGCGGGGAGGAAAAGUUGAGGAGGAGGCAAUCUUAACUGUGUUUAGCGAGAGAUAGAGACAGAUAGAGGACGGGGUCUUCGUGAAGAAGAAGAAGAAGAACGAGAUGACGGAGGUGAUAGUGCACAUAUACGACGUCACUAAUAGUGGAUCGGACAAGACCAAUAACACCAUUCUUCACAUCAACAAGAUCUUCAAAGACGGUAUUGGCCUCGGUGGUAUUUUCCACAGCGCUGUCCAGGUUUAUGGAGAGGACGAAUGGUCAUUUGGUUUCUGCGAACAAGGAACUGGUGUUUUCAGUUGCCCUUCUGGGAAGAAUCCAAUGUACACUUAUCGUGAAUGCAUUGUUCUUGGACAAACAAGCUUUUCAAUCUUCAAGGUAAAUCAGAUCUUAAGGGAACUUAGUCGAGAGUGGCCUGGGAGUUCAUAUGACUUGUUGUCAAAAAACUGUAAUCACUUCUGUGAUGAGUUCUGUGAGAGACUUGGAGUGCCAAAACUUCCAGGUUGGGUUAAUCGUUUUGCCAACGCUGGUGACACUGCCAUGGAAGUUGCAGGAAAUACAGCUAUACGGUUCAGGCAAGCUAAGACAGAGAUAGUGUCAGCAAGCAAAGUGGCAUACCGUUUCCUGGCAGGUGUUGCUAACAACGCCACAGGUUCUUCCGAGUCCACUGGGAAUUCUAACAGAGGCACUCCGAGAUUUCAAGCUACUUGGUUUAAAAACCUCAUUACUACUGGUGCAAAACCAUCUAGUAGCUCAGAAAUUGAGAAUCAGGAUGUGGAUGGAGAUCGGCAGCCACAGCAACAGGGUGCUGGGCAACCUCUACGGCACAACUCACAGCCAUGGCAUGAUAUGUGAAUGGCUGUGAGCCAUUGAAACCAUGCAAAGGCUGUUGACAUGUUAUUCGUUUUGUACAAUGUAACAUUACCAUUUGUUGAUCGAUUAGAUUCUUCCAAUCAUAUGCCCCCAAAGAACUGAAGCACAUUUUACACAUUAUUCGUCUUAUAGUGAUUGAGAGCAACCCCUUCUCACUUGUGUCGUGUGCUUCCCAUCAGUGUACAUUGUGUUGGAUUCAAUAUUUUGGUUUGCA
Juglans regia (Persian walnut) is the source of this 1223-nucleotide messenger RNA. Its product is annotated as deSI-like protein At4g17486. Bases 242 to 991 code for a protein of 249 amino acids. NCBI's taxonomy places the organism in Eukaryota, Viridiplantae, Streptophyta, Magnoliopsida, Fagales, Juglandaceae. Gene Ontology annotation, molecular function: deubiquitinase activity. Gene Ontology annotation, biological process: protein deubiquitination. The record is from RefSeq and is a predicted model, not a curated record. The transcript has 5 exons.